Messenger RNA from Cucurbita moschata (crookneck pumpkin), 1994 nucleotides. RefSeq lists its product as uncharacterized. The record is from RefSeq and is a predicted model, not a curated record. Lineage: Eukaryota; Viridiplantae; Streptophyta; Magnoliopsida; Cucurbitales; Cucurbitaceae. The coding region runs from base 644 to 1840 and encodes 398 amino acids. The transcript is spliced from 16 exons.
AAUCUAGAUUGGAUAUGUAAGAGUAAAAGAUUAUCCUUGUAGACGGACAUGAAUUCAUGUUUUGCAUUUACUUGGGUGGUCUGGGUUUGAUUCAGAAGUAGUAUGGAUUGGAAUGAAAGGGGUAAUAUUGAAUGCAAAUAUAGAUGGGUGGUAAAUUUGGUUACCAAAUUGGGUUUUUGAAAUGGGAUGAGAUAAAGAAGAGGGGAAAGUGGUGGCGAUGGUGAGGUUGCACAGGCAGUGUGUGCGAUGUGUUUUGGUAUGGAAUGACAUGCAGAGAAGAGUUAAAGGUGCAAAAUGGGAAAGUGUCUUCUUCCCUUGAAACGUGCCGCAUCCUACUAUUUCGUUCUUCUUCUCUCCACAUUUCUUUUUUCGUCUUUUCUCUCUCUCUCUCUCUCUCGCUCUGUUGCCCUGUCGUUUUUAUUUGUUGCUCAUCCCCUCACUUUCUCUCCUCCCCCUUUUCAUGUUUUCUGUGAUUCAUCACUGUUUUUGAUCCAUUGGGGGAGGGGACCCUUUGCUGGGUCUAGCCAAGGAUUUCUGUUCUUUAUAUUUGACGCUUCAACUGGAGUUCUACAGCUCUCUGUGACUGCCGAAUCUCGGAGUUACAGGGGCCUGUAUGUAAUCAAGAUAGGAGGUUUUGCUGCCUAUGAAGCCAACAAAAUCAUGGGGCAUGCUGAUCAGAAAAAAGAGUCUAUUUUCUGAUGGGGGAAAAUGCCACUUCAGAAUGAAGCAGCUACAAUUUAUGGCUGUUAUUUGUAUUGUAAUGCUGUUCAUUGUGUACAGAACUACAAAUUACCAAUAUCAACAGACAAAAAUUGAAACAACCUUGCAACCCUUUGACAACACAAGGCUCCUCGGAGAGGAGUAUCAAAACUUGGAUGGCUUGCCACAUGGCAUAGUAGAAGCUAGAUCCGAUUUGGAGUUGAGACCUCUCUGGGAAACUAGCAAUUCAAGGUUACAGGCUGAGGAUUACAGCAACCGCAAUUUACUUGCAAUUCCAGUUGGCAUCAAACAAAAGGACAACGUUGAUUCUAUUGUGCAAAAAUUUCUUCCAGAGAAUUUCACAAUUAUUCUCUUCCAUUAUGACGGCAAUGUGGAUGGAUGGUGGGAUCUUGAUUGGAGUAAUGACGCGAUACAUAUAGCUGCGCGAAACCAAACCAAGUGGUGGUAUGCAAAACGAUUUUUGCAACCGGCAGUUGUGUACAUUUAUGAUUACAUAUUUCUUUGGGAUGAAGAUUUGGGGGUCGAACAUUUUAGCCCAAGAAGAUACCUGGAAAUUGCAAAGUCUGAAGGACUGGAAAUAUCUCAGCCCGCCUUGGAUCCAAAUUCGACCGAUAUACACCAUAGAAUUACCAUUCGUGCACGAACAAAGAAGAUACACAGAAGGGUUUAUGAUCUCAGAGGUAGUACGAAAUGUACAGAUAAAAGUGAGGGGCCACCUUGCACUGGAUUUGUAGAAGGUAUGGCCCCUGUAUUCUCGAGAUCAGCCUGGUAUUGUGCUUGGCAUCUUAUACAGAAUGAUCUUGUUCAUGGAUGGGGAAUGGAUAUGAAACUUGGCUAUUGUGCACAGGGUGAUCGCACCAAGAAGGUGGGAGUAAUUGAUAGUCAGUAUAUUGUUCACAAGGGCAUACAGACUUUGGGUGGAGGUGGAGGCAAGUCUAGGCCUUCUUUGAAAGCUGCAGAGUUCGCAAAGAAACCUAGCCUGCCACCAGCUGAUGUUCGAACAGAGAUAAGGAGGCAAUCGACAUGGGAACUUCAAAUCUUCAAAAAUCGAUGGAACAAAGCGGUAGCAGAGGACAAGAGUUGGGUCGAUCCAUUUAAAAAAAAAUCAUUGAAACAUUGACUAGAUGAAGAAGGAACAUGAAAAUGCGGCCGUCAUUGAUAUUCAACAAGCAAGGAUCCUAUCUGAGCUUGAUCUGGAUCAGGGUUGUACUUCCUUUCAACACAUGUUAUCAUUGUCAUACUGCAAUUGUUGUGGUAGUCCAUCCUAUUUUUUU